Molecule: messenger RNA, 2127 nt
Organism: Schistosoma bovis
Lineage: Eukaryota; Metazoa; Platyhelminthes; Trematoda; Strigeidida; Schistosomatidae
Source: the annotation of a GenBank genome assembly
GGUUACUGAAAUAAUGGCGCGUUGUGCCGGUUACUAAAUGUUCCAAGAUGUAUAAAUUAAGUAAGAUACAAACGUCUUAAUCUAGGUAUUUACCUGACUAUAUAACUUGUUUCUCGAAUAUUUUAGCUUUAUAUAAAACCUUUCAUACGUUAAAACGUUUGAAGCUUUAUGGUGUUUUAUGACUACAUGUAAUAAGCUCACUUAAGAUUAUUAUUGUAUUUUGUGGUACGUCGAUGAUUGUACGCACAUAUUUGGGUAUCAUAACAGUCAAUUUAAUUGAAUGAUACGUAUGUACUACAAUGAUUUUUUCCGCAAUUAUAUGUUAGACAAUGGAUUCCCAAUAUUUUUGCUACAAGUGUAAACUCAGUUACAAAUCAACCGAUCAACUUUGACAAACUACCACAUGGGAUCUUGAACUUUCAUAUGAAGGAAAUAAGUGGAAACUAUGGCCGUGAAACUCAAAACUUCUCAAUAUUAGACAAAAAACUUAUUGCACAUAAAACAUCUAGUGACUUAUCAGUCAAUCAAAAUGAAAUGUUAUUUGGGAAAAUUGCUCAAUAUAAUCAGUUGCUAAAUGUAUCAAUUAUAAAUGACCUAAAGUCAGCCUGCAAACCGGAUGAAAUACACAUUACUCCUGAAUUCAAGAAAUCAGAUCAUACAUCAUGUUCUUCAAAGUCUUUACUUUACACAACAUUUAAAAAUAAAGACUUUUCAGGAAGCUCCUUAUAUAUACCUCUAUAUUAUGUUUGUUAUGACUUCGACUCCACCAGUUACUCUAAGAAGGAACGUAUAUUUAGAACAAUAAACAGAAACUCAGUUUGUCCAAGACUAAGGGAAAAUCCGGUGGAAAUAUCUGACAGAAGUACUAUAUAUCAUCAUUCUAUGGAUGUUAGAAAGUUAGUCCCAUGUGCUGUAAUAUACUGGUCAAAUGGAUCUGUCAGUAGUAUCAAUAGACCAACAGUACCCUGUUGCGUUGAUCAACUCCCUAUUUAUUUAUCUUCACGGUUAAAUUUAAAAAAAAAUAUACAUGUUUGUAAUGACUGUUAUAUGCGUCAAAGUAAAUCUACAAAUAGUGAAUUUCAACCAAUGAUUGUUCACGAUAUGCCAUAUUCACAAGCAAAUAAUAGUUUUUUAAACCGGUUAUUUAUAAAACUGAAAAGAUUUACAAAACUAAUUCAAAAAAUUUCAAAAUCCGAAACAACUGUUUGUUUUAAAGGUUUCAAAAGCUGCGGUAUUAAACAGUCUAUGCUAAGUGAGCAUAAACAGAAGAAUUUGAAGUUCUAUGCAGAUGAUAAAUCCAAGGCAAUGAAAUCACGAAAUUCGGUUAAACAAUAAUUAAGCAUCAUAUUUAUGAUUCAUCAGGUGGUCGCAGCUCACAUGAAAAAUCUUAAGUUAUGUUAUUCAUAAAUAUAUUAACUGAUUUGAUAUUUAAAAAACUUUUUAUCAACAGAUGUAUGGAACCAAGCUUUACACUUUUAUUUCUACAAGUAAUCUAAAGAUAUUCUUAAAAACACUUUAUUUUAGUUUUCUCAGAUAGUUGUCGUGUAUAUGUCAAAAAAUGUAUAAUGUGUCUUGUUAACUAAGUUGUAGAAUCCAUUAUUUAAAUGAUAUAUUGAUAUAGGUGGUAAUUGAUAACCUUGUCCCGUAUCAUAAAAGCUGUACAUUACUCUUAAAAAUGAAGAUAUAAAAGUAAACAAAACUACAGAUUUAAUUAUGUUUUGGUACAAAUAGUAAAACUUGUAUUUUAUUAUACGUAUUUGUAAUUAGUUAUCUAUUCGGGAAUAAGUGAAAGCAAAAUGAAUUGUCGAUAAACUGGCUGUUUAGGUCAUCUCACUUUGUAUUUACAAGGUUUUUUUUCCUACGGAGCAGUUUAUUAUAGCAACACAAGGUAUGCUCUUCCCAAUUACAAACGAAGAUAUUUAUAGGUGAAAUUUUCAGAAAGUAAAUGUUAAACAUGUUUUAAAUUCGUGUUACCUGUCUCCACCAAAAUAUUUAGUUAAAAUUAUUUAUAAAUUAAAACAACCUGGCUCUUGGAGAAGCUGAAAAAACAUUUACAUAUCGUAUACUUUGGAAAUUUAUUAUUUCAAGCUUUUUCUUUAUGUUUAGAAGCAACAUGUUCAAUCCUUU